CCUGGGCCGCGGUGCUGUUUACGCUGCUGGCGGGUGGUGGCGAACGCCGCUCCCAUCCAUGCCCCUGGAGAGAUGGAGAUGAACGGUUUCUCCCAUCCGCGCUCGGUGCCUGGCGCUUUAUGUAGGAGGGCUGCCUUUUCCAGCUGUCAGCACCGGGCCGGCGCUCCUGCCCUGAAGCAAAGCCCGUCGCGGGCCCUUUACGGUGAUUAGGUUGCGUUCCGGGUACCGUUUGUAGGGAGCGGAAAGCUGCCCGUUGGAUCCCGUAGGGUCCAUGAGGGGCAAGCAGGGAGGCCGCGUUGGUAAACAGCCCACGAGCUGUCAGCGCUGGGGCCUGUAGGAUGCGGUGAGAGCGCCUGACAAAGGGUGUUGGCUCCGUUUGCCGGGCUUGGAUCCAGAAGAGGCACCCCUUCCCAGCCCUUCCCACCACCUGGCCCCUCGGGACAGAAGAGAGCCGGGAGUUCGGGUUCAUCUCUUCUGAAGCACCUUCACCCAGCAGCUGAGAUUCACCGGCUCCGCUGUGGCCUUGUGGUUUCCCCAGCCCUAGCACAAUGCUUGGAGCAGAGCAGGCACUCGGGGGUGGAAGGAAGCCAGAAGAAAAACAAAAAAUCAGUGUAGCCAGAAGUUGAGGAAACAAACUUUUCUUUAACCUGUUGGGCCAGUUAUUCUUACAGGGAGGCAGCUGGCCUCAGGCUGUGUGUUAAGGCAAAUGAGAUCUGCCUUGUUACUAACCCUGGGUAAGUUCCUUUAAGUUCCCUGCCUCAGUUUCUUCAUCUGUAAAACGGGAAUAAUAAGAGUACCUGCACUCCGAGUUGUGAGGAUUAAAAUAUUGAUAGAAAGUGCCUAACGGAGUUUCUGGCCCAAAGAAAAAGUUCAGUACCUGUUACUGGUUAAGGUAAAAAUAAACAGGUACAGGUCAUCAGCAAUGGUGUCUGUAUGGUCCCUCUCUCUUGAGGGUGUCCCAGCCUUUUGGCUUUAUCUGAUCCUUUGUUAAAACCCGUUGGGCCUUUCCUGAUCCCCCCACCCAACACAGUACAGAUAUGCCAUAGGCAGCUGUCUGCUUAUGCAGCCAGAAUCUCAUCACCCAGUGGAGCUUGAUUAGGUGCCAGGUAAGGAUUUCUCCGAGUGCACUUGAUUAGUGUGGUCGGCCACUCAAGAUGGUGGUGUAAGAGCAAAGGAGUGAAAUGGAUGGGGCCUGAUGUGGCUGACCGAAAACCCUCAGGCAGCAGCACGCAGAGCCUGUGGGGGUGGGCUUUGGGUGGCUUCUGUUCUUGCUAAGGUUGCACAGAAACAUUGUGAAAAGUGGAAGACAUCUUCCAGAUGGAUUUAGACCCGUUUGCGGGUCCCGGAGGUGUCGGGUGCAGCGAGAGGCAUUACCUCACUUCCAGGUUUUCCUGUACCAGGUUUUCCUUUGUGGAUGCAGGAAACGGGCUGCACUGGACGUUUCCUUUCAGCUGUAAGCCCCCUUUGGCAUGCCAGUUUCUCUUAAAUAGUUGGAGUCUACAAUUUUCACUCCUCACUUGGAACUGUCACAGGGGAAAUCCAGGUAUCCCGUUUGUGAUUCUGUUUUUAGGUUAGCCACAGUGAGUCUUGAAUUCUUUCUAGGGAAUACAUUGAUUCUGAGAACUCUGUUCCAGCUGUGACAGUCCAUAAUUAGCCAUUAAAAACCUACCACAAGGUAUGAGCUUUUUCCCUGUCCCGUUGUGGAGGCCUCGAGCAUAAGGGCCAUAAAUUUCCUUCUCAGUGACAGGUGCUAGGUAAACAGUGGUACAGCCAUUACCGUUGUUCCUUUGGGGCUGCUGGAAGCUUUGUUUUUUAAGAUUUUUGUCAUUUGUGUAAAAGGCAAAGAGGAAUUUUCCAUAUGCCCGCAGUAACCAGGGCUGGGUCAGGCCGAAGCCAAGAGCCAGGAACUCCAUCUGGGUUUCCCACAAGGAUGGCAGGAACCCAUGUCCUUGGGCCAUCAUCUGCUGCCUCCCAGGCACAUUAGCAGGGAGCCGGAUCAGAAGCUCAGAGUAACCUGGCACUCUGAUUUGGGAUACAGAUAUUCCAGGUGGUGGCAUUACCCUCUGCGUCACAAUGCAGAGCCUGGCCGAGUGCUUUUAAAACGUGUGUGCUUACCAGGUCGUCUGAAGAUAGAGCUGAAACGGGGAUUCUGAUGCCAAGGCUCCAGGGUGGGGCCGAGGAAUCUGCACUCCCAGCACGGGUGGUGGUGCUGUGCAUGUGCUGCUCUUGGACCACACUUUGAGUAGCAAAGGACCAAAUGGAGCAUCUGCACCUGCUUUUAGGAGGUCUGAGAAACAGGGCUCAUUUUCUUGUGGUAGUAAACUUGGGAACUAGGAGCUUUUUUCAUAUUUAUUAUUUUAUCCUCAGCGUAAAAAUUUCUUGGCAUUGUUCCAAAAAUGAUGUGCGGACUGUAAGGUGCUUCUGAUGUAAUAAUAAGGUUGUUAAUAAAAGAAAUCGAGUGGGCUGGCGUUGUAACGCAGUGGGUUAAACCACUGUCUGUGAUGCUGGCAUUCUUUAUGAGCAGAAGUUCGAGAUUCAGCGACUCCAUUUGUGACCCAGCUCCCUGCUAAUGCACCUGGGAAAGCAGUGGAAGAUGGCCCAAGUGUUUGGGCCCCUGCCACGCAUAUAGGGUACCUGCAUAUAGUUCCUGGCUCCUGGCAUUGGGGUGGCCCAGCCAUCUGGGGAGUGAACCAGUGGCUGGAAGAUCUUUCUUUCUCUAUCUCUGUCUCUUUCUCUGUAGCCUUUCAAAUAAAUAAAUAAGUCUUUAAAAAGACCCUCACCUUUUGUGCUAAUCUUUCACUUGACUUCCUGUAACUUUUCUUUCACUGUAUCUGCCUCAAUUUCUUUUCUUUCUUUUUUUUUUUUUUUUUUUUUUGGAAAAAAGAUUUAUUUAUUUAUUUUAAAGGCAAGGUUACAGAGCACUCUUCCAUUGGAUAGUUCACUCCCCAAAUGAGCCAAAUUGGCUUAGGCUUGGCCAGGCUGGAACAAGGAGCCAUGAACUCCAUCUGGUCUCCCAUGAGGGUGGCAGGGGCCCAAGCACUUGGGCCAUCAUCUGCUGCUGCUUUCCCAGGCACAUUAGCAGGGAGCUGGAUUGGAAGCAGAGCAGCUGGGCCUUGAACCAGCACUCCUAUAUGGGAUACUGGCAAGCAGCAGCUUAACCUGCUGCGCCACAGUACCAGCCCCAGCGAGUGCCUUCUGUCCUAGUCAUUUUAUUCAGUGAGACUCCAUAUUUGGCCCUGAGCUUUCUAGCAGCCAAAGCAAAGAAGACGUUUUCAUCAUUUUUGCCAUGAAGAACAAACUAGCUGCUCAGCUGGAACACCUGUUUUUGUGAAUGGGACCUGAGAAUUCUCCCUCGAGUUCCCCAGAGAGGAUGCUGCAGUAUGGGAGCUGAAGACUCAGGAAAAACAGCCCGGGGGUCAGCUCAAUGGCCCUGGGUGAAGAAAAGGCGGAGGCAGAAGCAGCUGCAGAAGGGGCCCAGCCCUACAGGAGAUGGAGCCGUGGAGUGGACCCUUCAGGGCCCGUGCGUGGCGAGCAGUCCCUGCGCCUAGAAGCCGAGGGAGGGCCCGCCUCUCCUGUUUGGGGGGCAGAUGGGCUUCCUGCCCCUGCCUGCUGCGCUGGGACUGACCCCGGCAGCCCUUCUGGAGUUUACCGCCUACCGGCCAAUAACAUCCCGGAACAGCAGGCAGUGCGCUCUGGCCCGCUUCCUCCUGCCAGCAGGGGGCCUCCUGGAGACCCUUCACACUCCGUGGGGAGCCAGAUGGAGGAACCCAAGCUUUCUGCCUGCAAGGAGCUACCUCAGUCACCUCUUCCCAGAGCUGCAGCUCUUUGCUCAGGACAUGAUGCAGAUACUGAAGACGACCCCUCCCCAGUGGGUUUGCCCCUGGGAGGGGGCCUCAGCCAGCAGCCUCACGUCUCAGGUUUCCCUCUCCCAGGGGCCACAGCUGCCCAGAUUGCCAGCUGCAGUCUGUCUGCCUCCUCCACGGGCAGCAGUCUCCAGGAUCACCGAGAGCCAGCGGAGCCUCAGAGUUGCUCCCUUGCCAAGGUCUCCUCCCUAGAGCUGGUGGUCCCACAGGCAGCCCCCUGUCUGCUGAGGCCAGGGCCUCGGCUCCAGUGGCCACCACUGCCCAGGAACUCUGGGGCUGAUGCUGCUGGCCUCAGCAGGAGGCACCUCUCCUUCCAGGCCGAGUACUGGGCCUGUGUGCUGCCAGAUUCCUUGCCUCCUUCCCCUGACCGUCACUCCCCGCUCUGGAACCCAAAUAAAGAGUAUGAAGACCUGCUGGACUACACUUACCCGCUGAGGCCUGGGCCCCAGCUUCCCCAGCACCGGAACAGCCAUGUGCCGGCUGACCCUGUCCUGCAGGACUCGGGGGUAGACCUGGAUAGCUUCUCUGUCUCCCCUGCCAGUACCCUCAAGUCACCCACUAAUGUCUCCCCGAAUGGCCCACCCCCAGAGGGCACGGCUCUGCCGUUUUCUGUGGCCAGAGAGUCCCACCUUAAGCAGUGGCCCUCUGGGGUACCCCAGAAGCAGGGCAACGUGGGAGUGGCACCUUGGAGCCAGUUGGCAUCUACACCCAGGGCUCCAGGCACCAGGGAUGCUCCUUGGGAAAGCAGAGAGUCAACUCCAAGGGGUGCAAAGGACUCGUUCCCCGUGGGCAAGCAUCUCGAAGUGGGCUCUUCCCAGCUGAGGACUUGGGACAGAGGGUGGCCUUUGCCCAGGCCAGAGAAGGAAAAAGGGGCCAGCCAGAGUGUCCGAUGGCCUGCCUGCACGGGGUCUGGAUGGAGAUUGGAAGAGGAAGUAGACAGUGACGACGAGUAUCUGGCCUUGCCCACUCGGCUGACGCAGGUUUCUAGUUUGCUUUCGUAUCUGGGCUCCAUCCCCACCUUGAUGACCUUUCCUGGUGGGGCUUCCGAAGGGCAGAGUUCCCUGGAAGUGUCGGACAGUGAUGGGCCGGUUUCUCUCCCAUCGGACUCCAGCCAAAGCCAGCUUCCCUCUGAGACUGCCCUGCAAGGCUCUGGGGGCUUUGAGAGCCAGAACUGCCGUUUUGUGCGCUCCUUUGUCUGUCCCCAGGACUCUGCAGGGGAAGGCAGUCUGGUGAGCAGCCAGGCUCCAGGGGCCUCCUUGCCCGCCGUGUUGGACCCGUGGCCUUCCUCAGCCCUAGCUGCUGAAGGGCGGCUUCCUGGGAACGAAGAACAGGGGCAGGAAUCGCUGGUACAAUGUGUGAAGACAUUUUGCUGUCAGCUGGAAGAACUGAUCCGCUGGCUGUAUAAUGUGGCUGAUGCCACAAACCCCGGGACUCCAUCCAGCCCCAGCCUCGCAGCUCUCAAGUCUUCUCUGCAGCUUUACCGGCAAUUUAAGAAAGAUAUAGACGAACACCAGUCCCUGACGGAGAGUGUUUUACGGAGGGGAGAGAUUCUUCUUCAGUGUCUGCUGGAUAAUGCCCCAGUUUUAAAGGAUGUCCUUGGGAGGAUCGCAAGGCAGUCUGGUGAGCUGGAGAGCCAGGCAGAUCGCCUGUAUGACUCUAUCUUAACUUCUGUGGACCUGCUGGCUGGCUGUGCCCUCAUCCCUGAGAACAAGCCAAUGACAGCAAAAGAGCGCCCAAGUGAAAGAGUUUAACCUGGUAAGUAGAGGAACCCAAAAAGAAAAUCUGCCAUCCAACCCAGUGCCGAUUAGGACACAGACAGUUGAUGACUUCUGGUGAGGUCAAAGCUGUUGAAACAAAUGAGAUCCAGGAAGCACUGAAAAAGGAGUGGCCACCAUUGCCAGAAGUGUGCGCAUCUUCUGUCAUGAUAGCUCCCUGUGGUGCUUCCCCGGACUGCCGCCUGCUCAGGAGGGUGCUCCAUGCUCCCGUUUCAGCAGCAGUCUCUUCACAUACCCAUGCCACCCAAAGAUACUAGAAGCACAACUUGUCUGUACUUCCUUCAGUUCUACACGGACCCUUCUCCAGCAUGAGGCUGGACCAGGCUACCACCAUUCUGCAGGGUUUUCUUGCCUAACUCAUUUCUGACAGCACUGAUAAGUCCUUCCCACCACCCUCUCAAAAAGGGCUGGAGAACAGCCGGAGUGGCAAGACAGCACAAGUAGGACAACUGGUUUGUGAUCUCUUGAGAAGCCGUAACAGGGAAUGGUAGGAAAGGAGCUACAAGGAUUGGUGUGCACUUUGCGGUUGCCACUGCUUAGUGUACUUAAUAACUGGCACUUCAUCUCCUACCACAAAAUGUGGAUUUUCUAGGUAAGAACUCACUCAGUGUAGGAAUAUCACAUGUGAGCAGGGAGUCUCUGUAUCUGCGUCAAAGCAAUCUGAGGAGUCGUCUUUGUUCAUUUGCCAACAUUCUGCCUGUAACAAACUCAUCUUUCUCUUUCAGGCAGCUUCUCAGAUGUACUGUGUCAACCAAAAGUUGGUUUAUGAAAAGAAAACUUUGAAAUGUUCUUGCAAGAGCCAUUUAAUAUCGUCACGCGGGAAACUUAACUCUAACACAUGAGCUUUAAAAUGCCUUUCUCUUCUUGAAGUAAGGGCUAUUAAGUUACUACCUUUAUUUACAAUGAAUCCUUCCCAAACUAAGGUUUUCUGUUUGGUGCUUCUCUACAAAGAGCACAUGGCUUUGCAAUUUUUGAUCAAAUAAGACAGCUAUUGUCUCCUCUGUCCAAUUUAAAACAGGCAAAGCUCUUAUACUAUUCCACUUUCAACUAAGACAGCUGGUAUUGUCAGGCAUUUUUAUGAAAAAGACUGAAAAAAGUGAAUGGCUGGCCAGAAACCUUGGGUCUUUCCAUAAAAUGAGGCUUAGGUUUGUAAAUGUGUCUUUAGAGACUUUUACUCUGCACAAGGAAGGGCAUAUAAAUGAAGAGAACCUGUACAGAUUACUUUGGAUAGUUAUAACACCUUUUGUCAUCUCCAGGGCUUAGGUCUCCAGCUUCCUGCCUGUUAUCUUCAAAUGCGUCAGGGACUUUGAGAACUACCAUUGUCCUUCAGCAUGGCUAUGGGUACUUCUGGAAGAAUUUGUUCCUCCAUUCUUACUACUCCUCCUACUCUCAGGUCAUAGAAGGGAAUGGUUAAAAUCACAUACCCUGGUUCACUACAUAAACCAAACCUGUCAGAGAAGUAAAGGGAAUUCUUUGUUGCUUAGGAGUUGACAUUUAAAUAUUCUCAUAGAAAACUACAACAGCAACAACAAUGGAUCAACCACUUAAAACAUCCAUUCCCUAACUUACUGAAGCAAAUGGCCAGUUUUUGCUAACAACCACAGACUCCACAAAAAAGUGUUUUAAAUCUUCUGGUUGGGCCAUGAAUGAAUAUUGGAAAGAAGAAAGCACAGUACACUCACACAAUAGGAACAAAAGUUCUAUGAAAUGUGAUUUUUCUGUUUUAGAAUAUCUCAGACUUUAGAGUCACUGGGGAGAAAAGCUGUUAAAUUUUAAUACUGAAAGAUUAGCCACUCAAUAGUAGCUACACAGAAAAAUAUUUCAAGUGCCUGCUGGUACUAUGGCAUGAUCAGAAUUAAACUGUCUUCUGAUCGUACCAUCUCCAUCUUAAUGUUGGUCCCAUACAUAGUGAGAUUUUAAAAAACGACAUCUCCCUAGGAAAUUACUACCAAUUAUAAGCAUAUAUGUAAAAGUUUAAAAAAAUCUAGAAUUGAUUUUUUUAAAAGUUAUGUAUAAUGGCCUCUUUUUAAUGGAUACAUUUCAACUGGAACAGGCCUUUGCAACGUAUGUUACAGGACAGCCUUUAGAGUUAAAUACAUUUAGAUACUGGUAUUUGACAGUCAUGAAAAUAAGUCUGUUGGCAUAAAAACCGGAAGGUGACAACACCAUAGAAACAAACUGUCCAGUAUUAUAUCAUAGAAUACACAAUGUGGCAAUCUCUUGUCAUUCAGCCUACUAACUACCAGCUUCAGCUGACAGGAAUUUUCAUAGAAUAUUCUACUUUACCUGGAAGUGAUCCUAAGAUAUUUUUGUUCAGUCUGUUUGAAAUAAAGUAUGACUGACUAUAGGGUGCUAACUCAAUUUGGUUGUUGAUACCACCAAAGAGUAUAAAACACCUCCCUUAAAAUGGUGAAACUGUCUGAACCAAGAUGUUGCCGCCAGCAUUUCCCUGCACAAACUGGCUAGCUGGUGCAUUAUGGUACCACCCUAGCAUAAAAACUUAGUCCCAUUAAAUUUAUGGAAAUUGAGUCCACAAAGGAUUGGUAAUAAUAGCUGAAUUUGCCUUGCAAUUGCAAUUAACAAUUCUAAACUAAUCCUAGACCUUAGUGGUUGCAGAUCAAUGGCUAAGCUCAUCAGCAGAUGGAAGGUAUUCAUGUGGCUGUUUCAAAGCAUAAAUGGGAACACCAAGAUGCCAGAGGGAACUUCAGGUAGGAAGUUACUGCUCAUAUAAUACUGGCUUUAAAGAUUUCCCAGAGCUUGCUACUGCUUUGAGUUUAGAACACCCCUCACUGUAAGUUAAUUUAUGGCAUCUGCUUUUAAAACAUGACAGUUGAUAAUUCCCUUUAAGUAAACAUAAAGCCAUUUCUUGAAAUGUUUGUACUUGAAAAUGGAAGUAGAAAUGGGAAUUUUUUUUCAAUACUGCAUUUAUUGGCAUAGACAUAAAAGCAGAUAGUGAAGCAUGCUAAACUGCUUGGUUAAGUCCUAAGCCUGGAUGUCAUAGGGGAAAAAGUACUAGAAUUUCCCAAACUGUAAAUAUGUUCACAUCUUAAAUUCAUGCGUGUGUUCUGCUCACUAACAGGCUGAUGGUUUGAACAACUUUUGCUGUAUAAAGCUGAAGUGCAUGGCAUCACAUGGUUUACCUUUUGUAACAUUUAGCUACUUUUUACAAGUUUCUGAUUCUUCCCCUUUAUAUACUGUACUGGUUAAGGCAUAAAACCAAACCUUUUGAAACGUUAAAAAAAAAUCCUUCACCCAAAUAAUUAUUGGUAACUUCAGGAAUUUGUCAGUUGCCUUAUGUAAUGAUGAAUAGAUCCAAUAAGCACGUCUAUAAUAAUACAAAGUAAACUAUGAUUUUAUUGUGAAAUUCUCAUAGAUGGAAAAUUAAAGUGAAUAUUUAUUCUGUCCAUUUCAUUUUACAAUAAUCUUGCCACUUAUUUUUGUACCAUGUAUUUCAAUUGCCUGUUUAGUGAAAAAUAAAGAAACCUAUAAUUUUU
This is a messenger RNA of Lepus europaeus (European hare), 9132 nucleotides long. RefSeq names its product centrosomal protein 68 (gene CEP68). The record is from RefSeq and is a predicted model, not a curated record. NCBI's taxonomy places the organism in Eukaryota, Metazoa, Chordata, Mammalia, Lagomorpha, Leporidae. Bases 3425 to 5614 code for a protein of 729 amino acids. The transcript is spliced from 6 exons.